AUGAAUGACGACGACGAUAUUGAUGAAGAAUAUGAAGAAUCGUUACUUGUUCAAAUAGAAGAAGAACGUCUUGCCAAGAAGAAUUCAAGGAGAGGUCAUCGUGGUUCUGUUAUGGGUCACGAUAUUGUUGAACGUGAUCCAAUCGAGGGUCACGAAAGACUAAAUCGUGACUACUUUGCCAAUCCUCCAAAAUAUGGGGCUCGUCUCUUUCGAAGGAGGUUCAGAAUGAAGCAAGCUCUUUUCCUUCGAAUUCAUGAUGCUGUCGUUGCACACGAUAAUUAUUUUGUUCAAAGAAGGAAUGCUACUGGGCGUCUUGGUUUGUCAUCGCUUCAAAAGGUAACGGCUGCUUUUCGAAUGCUUGCUUAUGGUGUUCCAGCCGAUUAUGUAGAUGAGUAUGUGCAGAUUGGUGAAAGCACCGCUAUAGAAAGUCUCAAAAGAUUCGUCGUAGCAGUUGUUGAAGUGUUUGGUGAUGAGUACUUAAGAUCGCCAAAUAGUGAUGACCUCACGAGAUUACUUGCAAAAGGUGAAGAGCGUGGCUUUCCUGGGAUUGAAUUGGCUGAAGGGCGUGCUCCUCCUAUUAGCUAUAAAGUCAAUGGUAGAUCAUAUGAUAUGGGAUAUUAUCUUGCUGAUGGUAUAUAUCCAUCAUGGGCAACAUUAGUGAAGACUAUUCCAGCUCCUCAAGGAAAUAAGCAUAGACAUUUUGCUAAAGAGCAAGAAGGGGCAAGGAAAGAUGUGGAGCGUGCAUUUGGGGUGCUUCAAGCGCGUUUUGCGAUUGUCCGAGGGCCAGCAAGAUUUUGGGAUAAGGAUAUCCUAAAAUAUAUUAUGACAGCAUGCAUAAUCAUGCAUAAUAUGAUUAUUGAAGACGAGCAUGAUGAACAUGAGCAUGAUCGUAGACCAAGACAGAUGCAUGAAAUUGAAAAAUUAUAUGAUAGAGUUGCUGACAUUCCACGUAUAUCACCUUCUCUUGAGCGUACACCAACUCUAAUGGAAUUCAUUGAAAAUCGUCAUCGGAUUAGGGAUAAACAAAUGCAUACUCAACUCCAAGAGGAUCUUGUCGAGCACUUAUGGAAAGUACAUGGAGGACAAUAG
Molecule: messenger RNA, 1089 nt
Organism: Rosa rugosa (rugosa rose)
Lineage: Eukaryota; Viridiplantae; Streptophyta; Magnoliopsida; Rosales; Rosaceae
Exons: 2
Coding region: 1-1089 (362 amino acids)
Source: RefSeq, a predicted model, not a curated record